Molecule: messenger RNA, 1104 nt
Organism: Microthlaspi erraticum
Lineage: Eukaryota; Viridiplantae; Streptophyta; Magnoliopsida; Brassicales; Brassicaceae
Source: the annotation of a GenBank genome assembly
AUGGAGAUAGUGGAAUCGAAUCGACUAAUGCAGGUAAGGGUCAGUUUAGAUUGUGCGGAUAUUUCGGGUACGUUUACGGGUCUCGGGUAUUAUCGGGUAUUACCCGGUACCCGAAUGGAGAGAAGAAAAGGAUCCAAAUGGGUAUUUUUCAAAAUCGGAUCGGAUCCGGAUCGGAUAUUUUCGGAGGAUGUGAAGGAGUUACAUGGUAAAAUACUUGACUCUGUCAAUGUCAAGAGAUCGAUGCCUCCAAACGCUUGGUUGUGGUCAUUGAUUGAGAACUGUAGGAAUGAGGAUGACAUUAGUUUUCUGUUUCACGUUUUACAGAAUCUCCGGAGAUUUAGAUUGACCAAUCUCCGUAUUCAUGACAACUUUAAUUGCAAUCUGUGUCGCCAAGUGGCUAAGGCUUGUGUACGUGUGGGAGCAAUCAAACAUGGUAAACGAGCUCUCUGGAAACAUAAUGUUCAUGGUUUGACACCUAGCGUUGCAUCUGCACAUCAUUUACUGUCAUAUGCGUUGGAGCACAAGAACGCCAAACUCAUGGACGAAGUGAUGAAACUCGUGAAGGCAAAUGACUUGCCUCUACAACCAGGUACAGCGGAUUUAGUUUUCAGGAUCUGUCAUGAUACAGAUAGCUGGGAUCUAUUAGCUAAGUACUCGAAGAAAUUCUGCAAAGCUGGAGUCAGGUUAAGGAAGACCACAUUUGAUGUGUGGAUGGAGUUUGCUGCCAAAAGAGGAGAGACAGAGUCGUUGUGGAAUGUUGAUAAGCUGAGAUCUGAGAGUUACACUCAACACACACUUUCCGCUGCUUUUUCAUGUGCAAAGGGUUUCUUGCUAGAACAGAAACCUGAAGAAGCUGCUGCUGUCAUCCAAAUCAUCUGCCAGGCAUGUCCUGAUGAGAAGAAGUCAACACUUGAGGCUGAGUUGAAGAAGCUGGUAAAUGAGUGGCCCAUGGACGUGAUCAAGCACCAAACUGAAGAAGAUAAGAGGGCUGUAGCAGCUUCACUGAGAUCUGACAUCCCUGCAAUGGUCAAUGCUUUGGUAAACUCUGGUUUGAGAGUAAAUGUGGAUUUGAACGAGUUAAACAAGAACGAAUCUCUUCUCUGA